AUGGCGUUUUUUGCAGCACUUCUAAAAACGCCACUAAAAAGUCAGUUUUAUUGUUGUGAUUUAAAAGAAUAUACUACAAGAAAAAGUUUUGUUUGCUUAUUAAUUUCUGGGCUCCAAAGAAAGGUACCAAGAAGCGCAGAUUGGGUCAUUCAAUCAGUCACAGAGGACAAAGAAUUGGCUUCAAAGAAGAACAGUCAUUCCCAUGAACCUAAGAAGCUUUUGUUCCCAAAUGGCUCCAAAACUUUGAAGGCUUCUUCUUCAGAGGUUGGAGGUGGUCACGGUGAUGAUGGUGAUGGCCAUGAUGAUGUCGAGAAGUUGAGUAGUAGAACAAUCAAUGCCUCUAUCGUUCUUGGAUUUGACACGUUUGUUGUAUCCAAGUUGCUUACAACUGAUCAUGAUUAUUGGCAUGUCUUGAAGGAGGCCUCUAAGCUUUAUACUGCAAGUUGGGUAAGGGAUAUUGGUCCUGAUCUUAGACCAAACGAUUCUAAGAAGGAUGAUGGGAUUAAAGGUAAAUCCAAUGGAGAUAAGAGUAAGAGUACAGAGAUAGAACCUUCGACCUUGGAGGAUAUUGUGAUUGCUGCAAGAGGAGGGAUGGAGACUUUGAGGCCUGCUUUACAGAGGUUAUACAUGACAAGGGCUUCAGCAUAUAGAGAUGCUCUUAAGAGUUUCAUAGAAGGAUAUCAAGAGGGUAUCCAGCAGAUCAUGGAGAAAGAGGAAGAUUCUUCUAAAGCACAGCAAGAAGGCAAUACUGAUACAACUUGAUGGCUGAUAAGUGCAUAAUCGGAGAUGCAUGUGAGUACUUCUCCAGCAUACCUAUUGUAGCUACAAGUUUGGAGAUUUGGUGGAGCUAGGUUGGCAUGAAAUCACAAGAAUGAUACAUGUCCUGAGAAUUUUCCUGUAUUGAGAAAGUGACCUUUAGAAACUACAAGUAUAAUGGAAAUCUCCAUUGACAAUGGUGAUGCUCUUUCCUUCUGUCACAAUUUAAAUGAAAUGAGAAUGUGAAGUGUAACAUUAUAUUGUUUGUUAUAUGUAACAAAGUAUCGAUUAAAAUUA
Molecule: messenger RNA, 1053 nt
Organism: Gossypium arboreum
Lineage: Eukaryota; Viridiplantae; Streptophyta; Magnoliopsida; Malvales; Malvaceae
Exons: 4
Coding region: 1-762 (253 amino acids)
Source: RefSeq, a predicted model, not a curated record